GCACCCACUGGCCACCUUUUUCCACCUGUUUUUCCGAGUGAGUGCUAUUAUUACCUACUUGUUCUGUGACUGGUUCAGCAACAGCUUUGUUGCCUGUUUUGUCACUAUUCUCCUCCUUCUAUCCUUUGACUUUUGGUCAGUUAAGAACGUGACAGGAAGACUCUUGGUUGGUUUGCGUUGGUGGAACCAGAUUGAUGAAGAUGGAAAAAGCCACUGGGUGUUUGAAGCAAAAAGGGUGCCUACAACAGCUGCCUCAACUGAAGCUGAAGCUCGAAUCUUUUGGCUUGGUCUCAUUAUCUGUCCAGUUAUUUGGACAGUGUUUUUCUUUAGCACCUUGUUCUCCCUGAAGCUGAAAUGGCUGGCUCUUGUGAUAGCUGGGAUCUCCCUUCAGACUGCUAAUUUAUAUGGCUACAUCCACUGCAAGUUAGGGGGACAAAAAAGCAUCAGCAGAGUAACUUCAAGGUUUUUUGUCACAGCAGAUGCUCCCAAGAGUAAGUACUGA
Molecule: messenger RNA, 502 nt
Organism: Fulmarus glacialis (Northern fulmar)
Lineage: Eukaryota; Metazoa; Chordata; Aves; Procellariiformes; Procellariidae
Gene: TVP23A
Product: trans-golgi network vesicle protein 23 homolog A (S. cerevisiae)
Exons: 4
Biological process (GO): vesicle-mediated transport; protein secretion
Cellular component (GO): Golgi membrane
Source: RefSeq, a predicted model, not a curated record